AUGGAGCCGCAGGUGACGGGGGUGGUGAUCAUCUCCCUCCCGCCUCCGGGGGACCCCUCCAAGGGGAAGACCAUCACGGCGUUCGCCCUCCCCGACGACCCGGGAGACUUCCUCCUUCAUCCGGAGUGGCAGCAGCGCAGUAUAGAUGUGAUGGCGCCGCCACCGGCGGCGGCCGCGGCGCCCGUGUUUCCUCCAUCGGCACGGUGGGUAUCGCCCAGGAGAGCCGCCGUCUGCGUACUGGGGGCGUCCAUGAUGGUCUUCGCCAUAUGGGCUUGCCUCUACUCCGAGGCGCCAUUCGAGUUCCUGCGGAGCUCCGAGGAGAGGGACCGGCGGCGGCGGGACGGCGAAUCCCUCCUUCUUCCCCUUUUCCCGAAGCCCGGGGGACCGAGGUUCCUGAACCAGGGGGAGGUCAAACUAGGCUCCGCAACCGGGGGACGACAGGUCCGCAUGGCUGUGUCCUCCGCCGCCGCCAACUCCUCCGCCGCAUUCCCGAUCAGAGGCAACAUCUUCCCAGACGGGUACGCUUCACUCCUCCUCUUCCUCCUCUUUCAUCUUGCCGCUGACUUCUCCACCCAUCUGCCCUCCUCCCAAAAUCCCGGAAACGUAGAGGAACUUCACAUUGGGGGGUCAAAUCCGAACCCACCCAUCCUAGAGAAUCUAAAUCUUAUGUCAAAACCACGGAGAAAAUCUCCAGCGAUUCAGAGGUAGUCAACGCGUCGAGUCAAGGUUUUUCCGAAGCAUCCAGUGAUGUUUCUUCCAUAGACGCGCCGCAGGCUGUAUUACACCUCCAUCCGCGUCGGGAAUCCACCUCGAGAGUACUUCCUGGACGUUGACACCGGCAGCGACUUGACGUGGAUCCAGUGCGACGCGCCCUGCCAGAGCUGUGCCAAGGUGCUGCCCUCUCUUCAGCCCUCCGCAUAAUUCCUUCUCUUCAAUCGAAAUCCCGAAGAAUCCGACAUGGGUUCGGUGAAAUGAGUUCGAUUUAACCACGAAAGAAGCGCUUUCUUCUUCUUCUUCUUCUUCUUGUUCUGCAGGGACCCAACCCGCUGUACAAACCUAGAAAGGAGAGCAUCGUCCCGGCGGGGGACUCUCUGUGCCUGGAGCUACAGCGGAACCAGAGGGCGGCACCGCACGAUUCCAGCCGGCAGUGCGACUACGAGAUCGCCUACGCCGACCACAGCUCCUCCGUGGGCGUCCUCGCGAGGGACGAGCUCCGGCUAGAAAUGGCCGGCGGGAAGCAGGUCCGGCCGAGCUUCGUCUUCGGGUGGGUACCUCCCCUUUUGUUGGAAAUCCCGCCGCCACUCUUGUGGUUGCAUCGAUCGUUGACUCACCAGUGGGGAAAAAAAUCCGCCGCAGGUGCGCGUACGACCAGCAAGGGCAGCUCUCGGCCUCCCCGGCGAAGACCGACGGGAUCCUCGGGCUGACCGGAGCGAAAGUCAGCUUCCCUUCUCAGCUGUCGGAGCAGGGCCUGAUAGCCAAUGUGGUCGGCCACUGCAUCAAGAACGGCGGCGGUGGGCACCUGUUCUUGGGGGUUGACUUCGUGCCUCGACGGGGGAUGACUUGGGUCGCCAUGGCCGACUCUCCGACGUACGCAUCUUCCUCAUCAUCUCCUCGUGGGAUUCGUAGGACGACGAGAUUGGAAUUCAUAAUGCCUGCAUAUGAUCAUCUCGUGGUAUGAUUUACUGAUUGACUUUAAUCAUCUAAAGUUGACGUUCGUGGAUGUUUCUAGGAGCUAUUAUCAGAUGGAGAUCGGGAGACUGACUUAUGGGAGUCGCCCGUUGGGGAAUAAUAGGAAGAGUCCGGGGGGAGCGAUCUUCGACACCGGCAGCUCCUACACGUACUUCACGAAUGAGGCAUACGGCGACCUUCUCUCUUCGGUGGGGCAUUUUAAGGAGUCAACCCAUUGACCAUUUUUCCUACAUUUUACGUAUCCUUCGGUGAAUUGCGUCUCGUGAUCUGUGUUUAUUGGCAGCUCAAGGACACCUACCCGAGGCUGGUGCGAGACGAAUCGGACCAGACGCUGCCGGUUUGCUGGCGAGCUGCUUCUCCGAUCAGGUAUGAUUGUCGACGGAAGAACUCACGAGUUAUUCUAGCCUUAAUACUUGCUCAUUGAUCGUUGACUCCAAACUGAUCAAAGAAGGCAAAGUUGAUGCUUUAGGAAGUCAACAGUGGCGCUUCUUAGGCAUGUUGGGCCUGGUGGAGGAUGUGGGGGAGAGAGAGAGAGAGAGAGAGAGAGAGAGAGAGAGAGAGAGAGAGAGAGAGCUCACAAACAAAAUGUGGGUGCAUGUUGAUCAGUGAGAGUAAUUGAGAAAGAAUGUUAACUUGCCGAUCGGUGAAGGUGAAGUUUGAGAGUUAGAGAGGGGCAAACAGAGCUUACAAACACAGUGACUGCAUGUUGAUCAGUGAGAAUAAUUGAGAAAGUACGUUAAUUUGUAGAUCGGUGAAGCAUGUGAGGCAGUUCUUCUCUCCCCUGACGCUGCACUUUGAGAGCAAGUGGUGGAUAAUGCCUCGAGUUCUUCGAAUCCCUCCCGAGGGCUACCUCAUAUUGAACGUACGCCAUCGAUCCACUCUCAAACCCUAGCAUUCUCCCCCCCAUUUCAUCCCUCUGCUCAAGAACAGGCCCUCACCUCGCUCUUCAUCCCCUCGCCCCCCCUCCCCCAGGACCUCGGCAACGUCUGCUUGGGGAUCCUCAAUGGCACCGAAGUCCACGACGGAUCCACAACCAUUCUCGGAGGUACUGAUCGAACGAUCUAGGGUUUUGGGUCAUUUCGGCCUCUUCAUCAUCUUCUUCUUCUUGUUCCUUGGGCAGCUCUGAACUUGCUUCUUCUUGCAGACAUCUCCUUGAGAGGGCAGCUGGUUGUGUACGACAACGUGGAGCGGCGAAUCGGGUGGGUCCAGUCCGACUGCCGGAAGCCGCAGAGGGCGGCGGACUUCCCCUUCCUCUAA
Messenger RNA from Spirodela intermedia, 2946 nucleotides. The record is from the annotation of a GenBank genome assembly. Lineage: Eukaryota; Viridiplantae; Streptophyta; Magnoliopsida; Alismatales; Araceae.